Messenger RNA from Phlebotomus papatasi, 1617 nucleotides. RefSeq names its product zinc finger protein 846-like. The coding region runs from base 121 to 1401 and encodes 426 amino acids. The transcript has a single exon. Gene Ontology annotation, biological process: regulation of transcription by RNA polymerase II. Gene Ontology annotation, cellular component: nucleus. Lineage: Eukaryota; Metazoa; Arthropoda; Insecta; Diptera; Psychodidae. The record is from RefSeq and is a predicted model, not a curated record. Gene Ontology annotation, molecular function: RNA polymerase II transcription regulatory region sequence-specific DNA binding; DNA-binding transcription factor activity, RNA polymerase II-specific; zinc ion binding.
AAUAGUCAGACGAUUUGUUUAUAGGGGUGAUACAAUUGCAAAUAAAAAUUUGACGGAUGCUUGUUUUUGUGAAAGAUUAAGCCGGAUAAAGUGGAAAAAGUGUAGUCAGAGCUGUAAAAAAUGUCUCUAACUGAAGCUGAACUAGCCCUGAAGAGGGCUGUGGAGGAAGAUGCAAUGCAGUACACGCAAUUGUGCCGGAUUUGUCUGAUUACGGCGGAGCGGAACUUCAAGAACAUGUCGCGGGCUCUUCAUGACAGAAUUCCGUAUUUCGACAUCUAUUUUGAGAUUGUGGGCAAGAAACUGGUGCCCUUUGGCAAGUUCUCACCCAGGAUAUGUGCUCUGUGUGAGAUUGAAAUGCUGGAAGCCUACAAAUUCCGCAAGAAAUGUCUCCUGGCCGAUGAGAAAGUGAACAAGAUUAUUGAGCAGUCGAAGCCUCCGGAAGAGCAACCGGUAAAGAUUGAGAGAUGGGAGACUGCUGUGGUACUGGAGCCUGCGACCAGUGAUAAGAAACCACCAGAGAGUACGGAUGAGAAGCCGAAGAAGAAGAACAAGAAGUUCCGUUGCAAAGUAUGUCGUGUUAUUUUUGCUGAAUUUGACAUUUUCCGGGUGCACAAGUGCAUGUCGUGCGAGCCCAAGAUCAUCAAGGAUAUGAGGGCAUUUGCGCCAAAGAAGGAACCGGCUGAGAAGAAGGAACCAGAUAUCUCCAUGGAGGCCAAGAAGAAGCGCAACAGGAACAAGCAGGAAUACACUUGUGAAUUGUGCAACAAGGUCUGUACGAAUCGCCAGGGAUUCCUCCUGCACAUGGACAGGCACAAUGAUACGGCACGCUACGAUUGUGAUCAGUGUGGUGAGAAAUUCCGUCACUGGCGAUCCCGCAGGACACACAUCUAUCGGGUUCAUCUCAAAAAGCCCUUCUGCGUCUGUCCACACUGCGGCAAAUCCUUCUACGAGGUGCACUACAUGAAGACGCACAUCCGGGAGAACCAUUCAGACUUCACGGGGUAUCAGUGUGAGAAGUGUGGGAAGAAUUUCCAGUCAAAAGGAGCAUUCAAUGAUCAUCUGCAGAAUCACGAAGAUACAGAGAUUCAGUGCAAAAUUUGCGGGAAACAGCUCAAGACAAAGAAAACCUAUCUCAGGCAUCUGGAGACCCAUACGGGAGUUCGGAAUUAUGUCUGUCCAAUCCCAGAAUGCGGCAAACGCUACACCUGCAACUUCACCAUGAAGAAACACGUGAAGAAGGCUCAUCCGGAUCAGGUGCACUUGCUGCCACCGGAUGGAACAAUUGUCAAUCAGCGGUACUUGAGGAAGUCUGGCAUGGAGCAUGAUGAUCACGAAGAGCCAGGGCAGUCACAGAGCGUCGAACAAAUUGAAGUAGAAAUGGAGGAGUGCAGCGAUGAUUAAAGUAAGAUUAGAAUAAUAAUUUUAGAAUUUACCUAUUAAUACUUAGAAUAAAACCCAAAUAAACCAUAAAACCCUUUUCCUGGAUAAAUAUUAGAAGAAUAAAAUACACGGGAUAACCCUCAAGAAACCUAUUGUAACUUGUCAUUAAUCAUAUUUCCAUUUAAAUUUUAAAUAAAAUUGAAAUAAAAUAAAAUAAAUAAGGUACUAUUCUCCAAA